Messenger RNA from Castor canadensis (American beaver), 806 nucleotides. RefSeq names its product patatin like domain 4, phospholipase and triacylglycerol lipase (gene Pnpla4). Gene Ontology annotation, cellular component: membrane; cytoplasm; lipid droplet. Gene Ontology annotation, molecular function: retinyl-palmitate esterase activity; triacylglycerol lipase activity. Gene Ontology annotation, biological process: lipid homeostasis; triglyceride catabolic process. The record is from RefSeq and is a predicted model, not a curated record. Lineage: Eukaryota; Metazoa; Chordata; Mammalia; Rodentia; Castoridae.
GGCUUGCGUUGUUCAGCAGCAAGAAUGAAGCACAUCAAUUUGUCCUUUGCAGCCUGUGGGUUUCUGGGCAUUUACCACUUGGGGGCAGCAUCUGCACUUUGCAGACAUGGCAAAAAGCUGUUGAAGGAUGUCAAGGCCUUUGCUGGCGCAUCUGCUGGAUCCUUGGUUGCUUCAGUUCUGCUAACAGCACCAGAAAAAAUAGAGGAAUGUAACCAGUUUACCUACAAGUUUGCUGAAGAAACUCGAAGGCAGUCUUUGGGGGCAGUUACACCUGGUUAUGACUUUAUGGCCAGAUUGAGAAGUGGAAUAGAGUCAAUUCUUCCAUUCAACGCACAUGAGCUGGCCCAGAAUCGACUGCACAUAUCCAUCACUAACACCAAAACCAGAGAAAAUUACUUGGUCUCUAAGUUUUCCUCCAGGGAAGACCUCAUUAAGGUGCUCUUAGCUAGCAGUUUCAUGCCCAUUUAUGCAGGACUGAGACCAGUGGAAUACAAAGGACAGACAUGGGUGGAUGGAGGCCUCACCAACAGCCUUCCCAUCCUACCUGUGGGCCGCACAGUGACCAUCUCUCCCUUUAGUGGACGACUGGACAUCUCCCCACAAGACAAAGGGCAGCUGGACCUGUAUAUUAAUAUCACCAAUCAGGAUAUAAUGGUGUCCCUGGAAAACCUCAUUAGGCUUAACCAAGCCCUUUUUCCACCAAGCAAGAGGAAAAUGGAAUCCUUGUACCACUGUGGUUUUAAUGAUGCCAUUAAGUUUCUACAUAAAGAAAACUGGUUUGAAUAAAACCCUUUAAAGUUUGUAAU